CACACCCAUGUCAAAAGGCUUGAGUCCUGUGACUAUCGUAAGCAAACCUGGCUUGUGCAUCCCUUUUCAUGUGACCCUCUCUUGUCACACUUCUUGGGCACACACUCUUGCCUGUGAUUUGCUUCAAUUCUAUCUCCGAUCCUGCCCACCAGUUUAUACAUUCCUGUACAUCUACACUUCCUCUCUCAAACCUUUGUCUCAAAUUUUCUCGACACAUAUAUAGGCACUCUACUAAUUAACACAAAUGAGAAAAACCAAAGCCAUGAAGAUUUUUGUUGCUGCAUUAGUAAUCAUUGCUCUCUUUCUUCUUCCAAUGGCCAUAUCAGCGAGGCAUAUAGGCAGGCCACGAACACACCAUGGGCACCACCAUUCGACACAGCCUCGAAUUAAAGAUGGGACAGUGGCAAAACCCAAUUUCUUAUACAGGGAAAGGUGGCCGGCAAAGAGAAGGGGUGCUGAUACUGUCCAAAUUGCAGGAUCAAGUUUGCCAGAUUGUUCUCAUGCAUGUGGGUCAUGCUCACCGUGUAGACUAGUAAUGGUCAGUUUUAUUUGUGCUUCACUUGAAGAGGCUGAGACUUGUCCCAUGGCUUAUAAGUGCAUGUGUAAUAACAAGUCUUACCCUGUCCCAUGAUGGUCAACCCCCUCCCUUUUCUUUUUUUUUUUUUUGAGAGAGAGAAUGUUCAUCCCCCUUGACUCAACUCUCUACAUGUUUAACUUAGCCUAACUAGUAGAUUUAGAACUUUGUUUUUGUAUCAUUUUUUCUCCAAUUUUACCUUUCUAUUGUAGACAUGCCUUUCUUUUGUGUAAUCAGAGAGUUUACUUUAUC
This is a messenger RNA of Populus euphratica (Euphrates poplar), 826 nucleotides long. Its product is annotated as protein EPIDERMAL PATTERNING FACTOR 1-like. The transcript is spliced from 2 exons. Gene Ontology annotation, biological process: guard cell differentiation; stomatal complex development. Bases 245 to 631 code for a protein of 128 amino acids. The record is from RefSeq and is a predicted model, not a curated record. Lineage: Eukaryota; Viridiplantae; Streptophyta; Magnoliopsida; Malpighiales; Salicaceae.